GUUCUUUGCGAACGGAAUUGUAUGGGCCCAGGCCUCAAAUCUUUAACUGUCUCGAUUCUCUCCGGCGUCCCGAUGGAAUUUAUGGCGACUAAAAAGCAAUUUUGGACGGCGACACGAACUAUUGAGGAACUGGAAACUGCUGGGUACUUUGAUAAAGUAGAACAAUCGGAAGACACUUUUGUAGGACACGAUAUAGAAAUUGAUGAGCCACUUAGUAGUGAUGGCAAACUUGAAUCUUACCCAUUCUAUUCCUCAAAAAAGUCAUGGCCUCACCCUAUUCUAAGGGCUUUGGCUCCAGGAACUUAA
Protopolystoma xenopodis is the source of this 306-nucleotide messenger RNA. The record is from the annotation of a GenBank genome assembly. NCBI's taxonomy places the organism in Eukaryota, Metazoa, Platyhelminthes, Monogenea, Polystomatidea, Polystomatidae.